This is a messenger RNA of Suillus clintonianus, 1617 nucleotides long. RefSeq names its product aspartic peptidase domain-containing protein. Gene Ontology annotation, molecular function: aspartic-type endopeptidase activity. Gene Ontology annotation, biological process: proteolysis. Lineage: Eukaryota; Fungi; Basidiomycota; Agaricomycetes; Boletales; Suillaceae. Bases 249 to 1481 code for a protein of 410 amino acids. The record is from RefSeq and is a predicted model, not a curated record. The transcript is spliced from 6 exons.
UACUAGGUGAAUUGUAAAUUUCUGCUGCUCAUGCUCAAAAAUAAACUACUUCAAUAUUUUAAUUUUGAUCAGCAGGUUGAAUCCUUGAACUCGUUCGUACAAUACGAUGACCCGGACCGCAACUAUCGCGUCAUCGUUUUCUUGGAGGGGGACGUCUCAUACGUGGCUAAGGUGCCCAACAUUCGCGUUCGCCAGCGCAUAUAUAAUAGGCCACUGAGUAUGGUAUUAUUCUCACUUUCGAGUCAAUCAUGUUCCCCGCUGCAUCCUUGUUGAUAACUCUCCUCCUGGCUUUGUCAAUUGCGGCAUCGCUCAUUGAAGUUCGCAAUUCCCCCGUCACCCUCCCCAUCGCCAGGAGGCUAAACACCUCCAAUGGUCCCAUCAACCUGUUGCAGCGUGAUAAAGCUCGUGCGGCUGCCAUCAAGGGCCGCUCCUUCAGCACGCUCGACCGUCGUACUGGUAGCACUCCUGUGACCAACGAUGAAGCUGUCUCCUACAUCGCAGCGGUUAGCGUUGGGAGCCCUGCCACAACCUACAACUUGAUUGUUGACACCGGUAGCUCGAACACUUGGGUUGGUGCCACCACUGCGUACGCGAAGACCAAAACCAGCGUCAACACUGGUCAGCCAGUGGCGGUUGGCUAUGGUUCUGGUAAUUUCUCAGGAACUGAGUACACCGACACUGUCUCUCUCGGUAGUGGGCUCACCAUUACCAAGCAAUCCAUCGGUGUUUCUUCUCCUUCUUUGGCGUCCGGCUUCAGCGGUGUUGACGGCAUCCUUGGUCUCGGGCCUCUCGACUUAACAUAUGGUACCCUGACAAAUAAACCGGAUGCGACAAUCCCAACCGUCACUCAGAACCUACACAGCCAGGGCAUCAUUUCUCAAAUUGUCGUCGGUAUCUCAUUCGAGCCCACCACUUCAGUGACGGUCACCAAUGGAGAGCUCACCUUCGGUGGAACUGAUGCCACCAAGUACACCGGCUCCAUUGCAUAUACUCCGAUCACCACCACAUCCCCUGCUUCCGAAUACUGGGGUAUCAACGAGAGCAUCACAUACGGCUCCACGACAAUCUUGUCUGCGACGGCUGGUAUCGUUGACACUGGCACCACCCUCAUCUACAUUGCCACCGACGCCUUCAAAAGGUACCAGUCUGCAACCGGCUCUACUUUGGAUGAGGCGACUGGUUUUCUCCGUAUUACCUCAUCCCAGUACAAAACCCUCAAAAACCUGAACUUCAAAAUUGGCAGCAACACCUACGUUCUAACCCCUAACGGCCAGAUUUGGCCUCGUUCCCUCAACACAUACGUUGGCGGUAGUAGCAGUGCCGUCUAUCUCAUUGUGAAUGACAUUGGCACGCCCAGCGGUGAAGGUCUCGACUUUAUCAACGGCUACGCAUUCCUCGAGCGCUUCUACUCCGUAUAUGAUACCACCAACUCCCGCGUCGGUUUUGCCACCACAAAAUACACUGAUGCCACCACCAACUAAGGUGGAAUUGGGAUUUCCUGCCCAACUAUAGUACAUAGGAAAUAAAAUAUAUUGUUCUUACGCGCCGACUUCUGGAAGCAUUUCGGGACCUGACAGUCCAACAGCCAGCAAUAACACUACUCUUUGACAAUGGCGC